Galeopterus variegatus (Sunda flying lemur) is the source of this 723-nucleotide messenger RNA. RefSeq names its product chromosome unknown open reading frame, human C17orf96 (gene EPOP). Bases 1 to 723 code for a protein of 240 amino acids. The record is from RefSeq and is a predicted model, not a curated record. The transcript has 2 exons. Gene Ontology annotation, biological process: neuron fate commitment. NCBI's taxonomy places the organism in Eukaryota, Metazoa, Chordata, Mammalia, Dermoptera, Cynocephalidae.
AUGGAGACUCUGUGCCCUGCCCCCCGCCUGGCAGUGCCGGCGACCCCGCGAGGGUCGCCCUGCUCCCCCACAGCCCGGAAGCCGCGUCGGGGGACCCAGGAGUUCUCUCCGCUGUGCCUGCGUGCCCUUGCCUUCUGCGCCCUUGCCAAACCCCGGGCGUCCUCUCUGGGGCCUGGGGAGCUGGCGCCGCGGGCCCCCGUGCUGCUGGGCCCUCGCGCCCCCCUGUGCACCGGCGGCUGGGCCCCGGAUGGCCUGAAGCACCUCGGGGGCCGGGCCGGGUGGUCCAGCGAUCCGAAGUCCCCGGCCGGCGAGGAUGCCGAGGUCGCAGUGUGCCCGGGCCGUGGAGACGAGGAAGAAGGCCGAGGCAGUUUCCCGCACUUCGGCGCUCGCUGCUGCACACCUCCGAGCAGCUGCCCGGCGCCCCGGCGCCCUCGGGAAUCUCCGACCAGCUCCGCCUCCGCUACGCCUAGGCCAGCCCCGCGUCUCGACCCCGCCCCGACGCUCCCCACCACCAGCACCUUCAGCCUCCUCGACUGCUUCCCCUGCCCCCCGGCCCUGGUGGUGGGGGAGGACGGAGACUUAGGGCCGGCAUCCUCGCUUCGCCUCCAGGGAGACUCUAAGCCUCCGCCUGCCCACCCGCUGUGGAGGUGGCAGAUUGGGGGUCCCGCUGUCCCUGAGCCCCCUGGCCUCAAAUUCUGGGGAAUCAACUUGGAAGACUCCUGA